Messenger RNA from Drosophila serrata, 1851 nucleotides. Its product is annotated as activating signal cointegrator 1. Gene Ontology annotation, molecular function: zinc ion binding. The record is from RefSeq and is a predicted model, not a curated record. Gene Ontology annotation, cellular component: nucleus; RQC-trigger complex. Gene Ontology annotation, biological process: rescue of stalled cytosolic ribosome. Lineage: Eukaryota; Metazoa; Arthropoda; Insecta; Diptera; Drosophilidae.
UACAACACUGUGAACAGCUGUUAUCCAUUUGCCUGCGUUGAUUUUUAAAGUUUACUCGGAACAAUUUCACAAUUGUUCUUUUUUCUGGUAAAAUGGAGAAAUUCGUGCGGGAUUCGCUGUCCAAAAUCUUAGAUUGCGUGGUCACAGAUCAAAUGAUGUCAGCAAUCUUAAGCAUCAAAGAUGACUACGAAUUUGACAACUAUUUCGGAAAUUUACUGAGCGAAGACAAUGAAGAGCAUCGUCUCUUCCUACUUAAUUGCCGGAGAAUGCUUCUCAGUGGAAAGCAGCCCCGAAGUAAUAACAAGAACAGCAAACAACAGCCAACAUCCACAGCGCCGAUAAAAGCAGGCGGCGGUGGCGGCAGUGGAGUGAAGGUAAAGCCUGGAAAAUUUGUUAAUUUGUAUGCCAACGAUGGAAAAGUCUUGGGCGACACCAUAUUACUGAAGGGUCGACGGCCCUGCGAGUGCCAGGCGGCGCAGCACAAGCUGAUCAACAAUUGUCUGGGCUGCGGCCGGAUUGUGUGUGAACAAGAGGGCCCUGGUCCCUGCUUGUUCUGCAGCGAGCCCGUCUUCACGCCCGAGGAGUUAUUGCGGUUGGCUAAGGUGGCGCGUGAAAGCAAGCAGAAUGUCAAAGCAGCUACCAAGCAGGGCAAGAAAUCCAAGGAUUCAGCAGCAGCCAAAGAAACUGCCUCCAAGGAAUCCCUCGAAAAGGCACUGGCCCAGAGGGAUCGCCUACUGGAGUACGACAAGAACAGCGAGAAGAGAACGACCGUCAUUGAUGAUGAGCUCGACUAUUUCCAGGAAAACUCCGUGUGGCUGAGCAAGGUGGAGCGCGAGAAGUUCGAGAAGCUUAAGGGCGAGAUGCACGAAAUGAAGCACGGCAGCCGGCUGAAUCGCAAGAUUCGCGUGGACUUUGCUGGCCGUGAAUUACCAGAGGAUUUGCCGGUUUCCAAGGAGUAUGAACAGCAGGUGAUCAACGAACUGGCGGCGGUGUCGAAAGCAGCGGGCGGUGCAUCCAACUGGAGCUCCUCCUCCCUCACAGGACACUCGGCAAUGGUCUUAGCGCCAAUUUUGGAUUUGACCAAGCCGCCAGUUUACAAGACCAGCAAGGAGGCAACGAACCGUUCAGCGGCGCCAUCAGGCACAGAUGGACUGGAGCAGAUUUACAAUCGAGUGCAGGAUAAGGAGCUGCUUGAAAUGCAGGAUAUGCGUCAGUGCCUUUCGAUGCAUCAGCCAUGGGCUUCUCUUCUAGUCGCGGGAAUUAAAAAACACGAAGGUCGAGUUUGGUACAGUGAACACCGUGGAAGACUGUGGAUUGCUUCCACCUCUAAAGAACCGCACGCCGAGGAUAUUGCCCACAUGGAGGAGUUGUACCGCGUGAUUUACAAUGAUCCCAAUAUUACAUUUCCUAGUCAUUAUCCUACGGCAAGUCUGUUGGGUUGCGUUCACGUGGAUAGCUGCCUGCCGCAGGAGGAGUACAGGGAUAUAUAUCCCAACGGGGAAUCGGACAGCCCGUAUGUCUUUGUCUGCUCUAAGCCAGAACAGCUGAAUAUCCUGCUGCCCGUUAAAGGCGAACACAAAAUAUAUGAACUUCCUCUGAAAACGCACAGUGCCGCCUGCAAAAUGCUGCUCCGAGCCAGAGCCAGCAAGGCUUAAUAACAAUAGGUGACAAAAUUAGAUCAAAACCAAACACAUUCUAAUUAGUUUUAAGCCAGCAUUACAUUCAAAAUGGCCACAUUCUGUGAAUAUUAAUUAAAUUUGGAUUGAAAAAAAGGGAGAAAACUAAUGCAAAUGACAGGCUUCAAUUGCUUUUUAAAGAACUGUCCAAAAUAAACUCGCAAAAGCAACGUAA